Messenger RNA from Radiomyces spectabilis, 2220 nucleotides. RefSeq lists its product as uncharacterized. The transcript has a single exon. Bases 1 to 2220 code for a protein of 739 amino acids. Gene Ontology annotation, molecular function: actin filament binding. Gene Ontology annotation, cellular component: focal adhesion. Lineage: Eukaryota; Fungi; Mucoromycota; Mucoromycetes; Mucorales; Radiomycetaceae. The record is from RefSeq and is a predicted model, not a curated record.
AUGGCGACCAUGCCGAAAAUGGUGGCUCUUUUCGAUUGCACGGCCGAUGAUGUCGGCGAAAUAUCGUUCAAAGAAGGCGACAUUCUGGUGGAUGUCGUGAAAUCGGCCGAAGAAGGAUGGUACGAAGGACGUGUAGAACGGACCUCGGAGCGUGGACUCUUCCCGUACAAUUAUGUAGAGAUUUUGACAGAACCACCAGCGUCCAAGCCCAUCCCGAGUUGUACAUUGUCUGAUUCAAUGAAGAGUACAAACAGUCCAGCUGCUUCACCUCCGAAUUCCACCAUUUCUUCGACGUGGUCUGUCGUUUCCGCCAACCACACAGCCAGCAAUGAGGCGGACAAUGAUGCUACGCGAACCCUUGAUACGAAUAAACCGAUUUCAAGGACUAAUGCGAGUCUUGAUCCAUUCGAUGCUAUUGUUGCGCAAAUGCAGUCGCCGGUCAAAGGAAGCAAGCUCGCCGACAAACAACCGCCGUCCUUAUCAGUGAACCCCAAACCGAAAGUGUCGGUGGCCAGCAAACCGAUCAGUGCAGUGAAAAAAGAUCAGGAAACCAUCUCAUCGACAUUUGAACGACCCAUGCUGAAAUCGGUAGCGUUGCAGCAACCUAACGCGAAUAUGCGUAGUCGGUCACUGUCUGCUUCGGUUGGUGCGGCGGGUAAAGACAAGCCUGGGGCGGCGCAAAACUUGGAGGCAAGGAACGCUUUGGAGAAUGCUCUCAGCCGCAAUUUUUCACCGGCUUCCCCUCGGUCGCUUCCCGAUAUGAACAAGAAUGCCGUUGUGCUUAAAAAGACAGGUCUCAACUUGACAGACACCAAACCCACGGAGCAUGAGGAGGAUGGCGAGGAAAUCGAUGGAUUCCAGAUUGUCAAGCCUUCUCAGUUGUUGCAGCGAAAGAAAUCCUCAUCUACCAUGAUGACGCCUAAAGUGUCCAUCUCGUCGCCUUUCUUGCAGCCCAAUCGGUCCACGUCGACCACCUUGAAACCGACGCUUAACUCCAGUCAAGGCGGCUCUCGGCCUGCCGACAGCGACAUCAAAACCAAGACAUCAUCGAAGUUGGAGCAGUUAUCGAGCAAUCCAGCCCCACGAUUGCCAUCGAGACCUAGAGCGAGUCGGUCCAAUCGAACAUCGAAACCAACCUCACGUUCUACGACGACGGAUUCCAUGUCGAGCACGUCUCCGAAGCCAAUGCCAUCAUCAGCCUCUACGACUUUGGGAGGAAAACUCUCCUCAUCGCCACCAAGCACUGACAAUUUGGCACGAUCGCCUCCUCCUCCUCCCCCUGCUGUCAAGCCAAAACCAUCUCAACUGCUACAACCUGCUCUUCCUCAACGUCCUAAACCGCGCAGCUCUUCCAACCCCAUGCCCGUUCAACCGAAACCCGCCGAGUUGGUGGGAAAAGCGUUCCCCUCCAAACCACUCUCCAUCGCCACGACAAACGGAACCUCGUCCUCUUCUCCGUCACCGGAGGUGAAGGUUAUUCGCCCUGUUACCUAUAAAUCGACCUUUCACCAGGAACCGUCUGGCAUCAAACCAUCAAUGGCUGGACCGGUCGCUUUGCCUGGAUUAGCGUCGAGCCAACGCCUGCCUCUCAAGCUAGCCCCCGCAACCCCCACGCGGCCUAUCGUAGAGAAAUGGCACGCGGCUGCAAAGAGCGACGAUGCCAACUUGAAACCCUCGGCGCUGUUGAACAGAGCCCGUUCCGCAACCACAUCUGCCCCUUCCUCAUCCCCAUCGAUACCUACGAAACCUGUGGACUUGAUCGCUUCGACUGCGCCGGAUACCAAACUGAAUCUAUCGACCCUGCCGGCUAGAUCACCCAGUGCACCCGCGGAAACAGUGACCAUUAAGCCACAAAUGAACGGCAAAGCCAUCACCGAUUCAGCAAAACCCUCUUUACCGGGUCCAAAGCCGAUUGUGAGCGUUAAAAGUAAGAGCAGCACGGCUCCUCGGCCACCUCCUUCGUUGCCACCUAAAACCACGAAACCGGCCGCCGCUGUGUCAACGCAGACACGCUAUGAAAUACUGUUUGAGGCCAUCCAUGAUGAAGGGUAUGUGGAUGGAGAAACUGUAAGGAUUCUCUGGCGCCGCAGCAAAUUGCCAGAUGCUGUUCUUGCGGAUGUCUGGCGUCAGUGUGAUCCUGAGCAGCGCGGUUUACUGGAUAAACAAGCGUUCAUGGAAGGAAUGACAAAGAUAGAUGGUUUGUUACAAAAAACCCAUUAA